Molecule: messenger RNA, 780 nt
Organism: Ilyonectria robusta
Lineage: Eukaryota; Fungi; Ascomycota; Sordariomycetes; Hypocreales; Nectriaceae
Product: redoxin family protein
Exons: 3
Coding region: 277-780 (167 amino acids)
Molecular function (GO): oxidoreductase activity
Source: RefSeq, a predicted model, not a curated record
GUGCCUUCUCGCCUUCUCGCCUUCUUGCCUUCUCGUAUUCUUGCCUUCUUGCAACUUCUAUAUAUCUGCUGGGGCAAGAGCAACCAACGCAGUUGUCCCACCGCAUCCUUCUCCUUUUCAUAGGCAGGUACCAACUUCACUUCUCAAAUUCUCAACUCGGAUUUCUCAACUUCAUCAACUUCAUCACCCGUCUCGGUUGUUCUCCAACAGCACCACUUUCUACCCUCCAAACAUCAUUCCAACCUCACUCAAAACUGUUCAUCAGUCCUCGCAGCCAUGGCUCUCGACCACGCCCAAGUUCCCAAGACCAUUCCCCGCCCCGUCGAUGACGGCCUUGCCUCUCACCUCCUGGGUUCCACUAUCCCCGCCGACCUGAGCCUCGUCUCCACCCAAGGAACAUCUGUCAGGCUGGCUGAGCUGCCAGGUCUCACUAUUCUCUUCUGCUACCCUCGCACCGGCGCGCCGGAGAGGCACUAUCGUGACAACUUUCCCCUGCUGACGGAGCUGGGUGCCAACGCCGUCUUCGGCUUGAGCGUUCAGGACUCCGCCUACCAGCAGGAGGCCAAAGAACGCCUGGGUCUGCCCUACGACCUGCUGAGCGAUGAGAAGCUGGAGUUUGUCAAGGCCAUGAAGAUGCCGGUCUUCGAGUGGGAAGGGAAGCCGCUGACCAAGCGAAUCACCCUCGCCCUCAGAGAUGGAAAAGUGGAGCAUGUAUGGUACCCGGUUUUCCCUCCUGAUGAGAAUUCCGCCCAAGUUGCAGCAUGGUUGGGAGCCCAGUAG